UAUUCUUUAUCUUAUUCCAUAUUUCCCAUUCCCAGCGAGUUUUAGCCCAUGAAUAGAUAUCUUUUUCACGGAUUUCGACGCAACCAACGGUCACAGCAGCGGUUGGUUUCCCGCUACGUAAAAACUCCUAACCCGAAUCCAAUCCCCUUUUUUUUAAUAGCCAGAAUAAUAAUUUUAUUAUUCCGCCUGGAGAAUAAGUCGUUUUAUUCUUCAGGAUUAAUUUAUCCAUUUCGACUGUUCCAUCCACUUCUCAAUAAGCUCAGUUUAAUUAAUUUUUCUACAUAAUUCCAAAUUGCUUAUUUAUCCUAAAUUACCAAAAAUGAGAAUAAGAACAAGAAGAAGAGAAUAGUAGUACCUGAAUUCUAUUGAAUUCUCGAUCUUCAAUGGCGGCGGAGGAGGCGGCGGCGGCAGCACUGUGCCCGUGCGCUUGCCCCUUCUGCUGCUACCGCGGCCCACCGGCGUGGCGGCGAGCGGUGAAGCGGAAGCUCGAUGCGGAGGUGGAGAGCGAGGAUGCGGCGGCGGCGGAGGAGCUGCGGGAGAAGGUGCGGAUGCAGGAGGAGACAAUUCAGGAGCUGUGGGCGGAGCUGGAGCAGGAGCAGAGCGCGGCGUCGACGGCGGCGAGCGAGACGAUGUCGAUGAUCCUGCGGCUGCAGCAGGAGAAGGCGGAGCUGGCGAUGGAGGCGCGGCAGUCGAAGCGAUUCGCCGAGGAGCAGAUCCAGCACCUCCACGCCCAGAUCCUCUCCCUCGAAGAUCUCCUCGCCCGGCCCGAGGACGACGACGACGACGACGACGAUUGCGGUGGAUGCGACGCGCAGGAUCCGAUCUCGGAAUCGAGAAUUGCGAGAUUAGAGUCCGACACGGUCGGAGACGAUGAUGAUGCGACGGCGAGGGCUUUGGAGGAGGCGAUGGAGAGGACGCAGCGGCUGGAGCGGGAGAAGGAGGCGGCGGAGGCGGAGGCGCGCCGCUUCAGGAGCUUCGCGAGGGAUCUCGAGGAGGAGCUCGCGCGGCGGGAGCUCGCCAUUGAAACCUACCGCGACCUCCUCCGACGCCACCGCAUCCCCCUCGAUGACGACGACGACGAUGAUGGCCCCGUCGCCAUUGUCGACCAUGGCGAAUCCGAUCGCGAGGAGGAGGAUGACGACGACGACGACGAUCUCCGUGGGUCGGGGGAGCUCCGCGAGCCCUACCCCCUCGUCGAGUCCCCCCGAUCGCCGCAGCGCUCGGAGAAGGGCGCGGCGGAGCCGAUCGAUGCGGAGGAGCUCCCCUCGUGCACCGCGGAGAUCCCGACCCCCUCGGACGGCGACGGCAAAUGGGACGACGACGACGACGGCGAUAGGGUGUACACCAUCGACGCGGUGUACGGGGCGCCGAGCGUUAGGGUUUCGGGGGACGGAGGGAGCGGCGCGGGGGAGAGGGUGGAGGUGAAGAAGCUGAGCGCGAGAGUGGAGGCGUUGGAGGCGGAAGGGGAGGCGAUGAGGCGGGCGAUGGUGGGGAUGGGGGCGGAGAUGGCGCGGCUCGCGCUGGUGCGGGAGAUCGCGCAGCGCCUCUGCAAGGAGUUCGCCAUGGAGAGGACGAGCAUGGUCGCCAAGCGGAGGAGAUCGCCCGUUGACACCUUCUCCAUUAUCGCCAUUUUUAAGUGGAUAUGCUCGCUGUUCUGUUGGAGAAGGAAAGCUUCUCGAAGCAGAUAUACACUGGGCUUAUCAAAUUACAAUGUUGGGUUACUGCUACUUUUGGACAAGUCCCCUAGAAUGAGCCAGUGGAGAUUGCUCUCGAGACCACAAGGGUGACCGACACGCGACUGCGAAGCUGAUUUCCUCCUAUUCUUGAUUCUGUUACAGAAGAUGCAGGGCAGUUGUUGUGUUUGUGGAUUUUGGGGUGAGAUCAUCUUUGAUUUGUAAUUUUUCUCCUCUUCUCUUCUCUGUGUUUUUAGUCAGGAUUGGAGAGCUGUUUCUCAUGGUGAUGUGCAGGAGUGAGUUGUAUAGACAGACUUGUAUAGAUGCCAAGACAACACUGAUUUGUUGAUUCUGAGCUUGAUAUAAUUUGAUUUGAGUUUUGUGUAUAAAAAGGCCGUGUUGAUUGAUUUGA
Messenger RNA from Ananas comosus (pineapple), 2085 nucleotides. Its product is annotated as myosin-binding protein 7-like. The record is from RefSeq and is a predicted model, not a curated record. The coding region runs from base 384 to 1787 and encodes 467 amino acids. Lineage: Eukaryota; Viridiplantae; Streptophyta; Magnoliopsida; Poales; Bromeliaceae. The transcript is spliced from 3 exons.